UGCAACAACACUGGAUUGAUCAGUCUUCUUGUCCUACGUUGCUCCUACUCCAUGACCCUGUAAAAUUUGCAUCUUGCACAGAAGACUUGCAUAUCCGUGAAGAGCCAGCAGGUGAUAGCAAUGCUGUCAGGUCAAUAUGGCGGACCAAGACCAACCGCAGCAACAGCUGCCUGAAGCGCCCUUCCCUGCACCUCCUCCGUUCUGGCGACACUUUACCAGAGCCAACGAAGACAAGUUGAAAGAAAUCGAAGUUGAGGAAAAGGAGUCAGAAGCGAAGCUACCGAUUCCUUUGGCGUACUUACGCCCUCCACCUCCACCACCAGAUUCUGCCGAGUUUUAUACGACAUUUGGGCAGAAGCAGGUCAUUGAUCCUACCAAACCGUCCUCCUUACCGCGAGAGCAACUCCUUUUCAACCCUGACGAUCCUGAUCUCAACCAUGCUGUCCUCCUGAGCAAACUCACAAAGUCCCUGCUACUCAACUUCCUGGAAUUGACAAGUGUUUUGUCACAGGAUCCUACAAAAUAUGAGGAGAAAGUGGAAGACAUCAGGCAACUAGUGCUCAACGUUCACGUCGUCAUCAACAUGUACAGACCACACCAGGCCCGAGAGAGCGUCAAAGAAAUGCUCGAGGGCUUCUUGGAGGACGGCGAAAAAGAAAUCGAGGAAUGCGACAGGCUGAAAUCAAGGGCCGAGGACUUACUCGACGACAUUGGCAAAAUGAAGUCGCUUUCUCCCAGUUCGACUUUCGCACAGGCAAGUGGGACGUCGGUGAAUGGUGCAAAUUAUGACGCGAAAAUGGAGGAACAACGCAGAAUGUGGCAGAGGAUCCAUGAGAUCGCAGAUUCCUGAAUGUGAUCUAAAG
This is a messenger RNA of Exophiala viscosa, 863 nucleotides long. RefSeq names its product MED7 protein-domain-containing protein. The record is from RefSeq and is a predicted model, not a curated record. Gene Ontology annotation, biological process: regulation of transcription by RNA polymerase II. Gene Ontology annotation, molecular function: transcription coregulator activity. The transcript has a single exon. Bases 137 to 850 code for a protein of 237 amino acids. NCBI's taxonomy places the organism in Eukaryota, Fungi, Ascomycota, Eurotiomycetes, Chaetothyriales, Herpotrichiellaceae. Gene Ontology annotation, cellular component: mediator complex; core mediator complex.